Messenger RNA from Melopsittacus undulatus (budgerigar), 881 nucleotides. Its product is annotated as storkhead-box protein 1-like. Gene Ontology annotation, cellular component: nucleus; cytoplasm. The transcript is spliced from 2 exons. Lineage: Eukaryota; Metazoa; Chordata; Aves; Psittaciformes; Psittaculidae. The record is from RefSeq and is a predicted model, not a curated record. Gene Ontology annotation, molecular function: RNA polymerase II transcription regulatory region sequence-specific DNA binding. The coding region runs from base 1 to 474 and encodes 157 amino acids. Gene Ontology annotation, biological process: regulation of transcription by RNA polymerase II.
AUGCCGCGCCGGGCGGAGCGCUGCCUGCAGAUCGCCCCGCACUCCCUGGCCAUCGUCCUGGGCGCCGCGGCCGGGGGGCGGCCGGGGGGCGGUGGCGGCGGUGGUGGCGGUGCGGGGCCGGCAGCGGACCUGGGCCGCCACCGGAUCGGCUACGAGAUCUUCGCAGACUUCAAGCGGGAGAACAUGCAGCACUUCUGGGACCGGCGGGCCACGGCGGCGGUGGCCGAGACCUUCUUCCUGGGCUGGAUCGACGAGCAGGUGCUGCUGGUGCAGGGCAAGGAGGAGCACCUGGAGGUGCUGCGGCAGGGCUGGGCACGCCGCUCCCUCAAGCCCCCCAGCGGCUUCCACAUCAAGUGCCUGGAUGCAUCACUUCUUCAUCUGAUAAUUUGCUUCAAGGACCAGAAAAGUGAGUCUGUGGAAUUUGCCUCUGUUGCUGAAAUAAAAACCUGGGGACCUCCCAAGAGCUUAUUAUAGGGUUGUAAGGACUUGUGUGAAGGCAGGGGUUCUUGAUGUCAUGGGCUCAUUACAAAAGAAGACAUUUACUGUGGUAUUCAUUUUAAAAUGAGCAGUUUUACUUCAACAUGCUGAGCUUGGACAAACUGAGUGCAUGUUAGUGGUUUUUGGGUCCUGUUCUCUGCAAAUGCCUGAAUAGGAGAUUAAAUGUUCCUUCACAAAGGACUUUGGUGUGAUUACUUGUGAAUAUUUUCCAUAGCAUGACUGAAAAGUACAAACAUUUGGGAUAAUGUGUCACCUGGGGAGGUGGGCAGGAGAAUUCUUUUGGAAGAUCACCUUUUUGGAACAGCAUGAGCGGAACAAAGAUAACAUAGUUCAUUAAUACUGCCAAUAAAAGAAAAUAAACAAUGCUACCUGUGCAAUGUGAA